Helianthus annuus (common sunflower) is the source of this 366-nucleotide messenger RNA. RefSeq names its product formin-like protein 1. The transcript has a single exon. Bases 1 to 366 code for a protein of 121 amino acids. The record is from RefSeq and is a predicted model, not a curated record. Lineage: Eukaryota; Viridiplantae; Streptophyta; Magnoliopsida; Asterales; Asteraceae.
AUGUCUUCCGCCUUGCAGACAGUUGGAUUACGACGUUAUGCCACUGAUUCUGAUGAUGAUACGGCCAUGUCAGCUGCACCAUCUCCUCCACACGACCUCGAGCCUGGUCUUGAGCCAGAUUUUGUUCCUGCUGAUCAGCCUGAGGUUGCACCUGCUGAUCCUGAGCCCUUACCUGAUCAUGACCCUAUUCCUUUUGGCUUACCAGAUAUAGCACCCCUCAUACCUGAUCCAGUUCCUGCACCCGUUGACCCUCCUGUUAUUGAGCCACUUAUUCCUCCACCUACACCCACACCCGCUGAUGUUGCUCCUUAUCCUACUGUGGAGUCUGAUGUCCAUCGUGUUGAUUUACCUAUCGUUUUCUUGUAG